Pogoniulus pusillus (Red-fronted tinkerbird) is the source of this 2155-nucleotide messenger RNA. RefSeq names its product keratocan (gene KERA). NCBI's taxonomy places the organism in Eukaryota, Metazoa, Chordata, Aves, Piciformes, Lybiidae. The record is from RefSeq and is a predicted model, not a curated record. Gene Ontology annotation, molecular function: protein binding. The transcript is spliced from 2 exons. The coding region runs from base 1 to 1062 and encodes 353 amino acids.
AUGACUCUAAAAGUCUACACAAGCCUUUUGCUCUCGCUCUUGGUGGUCAACUCUGUGUGGACUCGAACUGUGAGGCAAGUUUAUGACGAGCUGGAUCCUGAGCACUGGUCUCACUACACCUCUGAGUGCCCACGAGAGUGCUUCUGCCCUCCUAGCUUCCCUAAUGCCUUAUACUGUGACAACAAAGGACUUAAGGAAAUACCUCCAAUCCCAGCAAGAAUUUGGUACCUUUACCUUCAAAACAACCUCAUUGAAACCAUUUCAGAGAAGCCUUUUGUCAAUGCCACUCACCUGAGGUGGAUCAAUCUGAACAAGAAUAAGAUCACCAACGGCGGAAUUGAGAGCGGUGCCCUGAGCAAGCUGAAAAGGUUGCUUUACUUAUUCCUCGAAGACAACCAGUUGGAAGAGGUACCUGCCCCAUUACCAGUGGGCCUGGAACAGCUAAGGCUGGCUAGAAACAAAAUCUCCAGGAUCCCAGAAGGAGCCUUCAGCAACCUGGCAAACCUUACCAUGCUAGACCUGCACCAGAACAGCCUGCUGGACAGCGCUCUCCAAAGCGACACCUUCCGAGGGCUCAUCAACCUCAUGCAGCUCAACAUAGCAAAGAACUCCCUCAAGAAAAUGCCUUUGAGCAUCCCAGCAAACACACUGCAGCUCUUCUUGGACAACAACUCCAUCGAGGUGAUCCCAGAGAACUACUUCAGCGCCAUACCCAAAGUGACUUUCCUUAGGCUGAACUACAACAAACUCUCUGACCAUGGCAUUCCCCCAAAUGGGUUUAAUGUUUCAUCCAUCCUAGACCUGCAGCUGUCUCACAACCAGCUCACUAAAAUCCCACCCAUCAAUGCUCACCUGGAGCACCUGCACCUUGACCACAACAAAAUCAAAAGUGUCAAUGGCACUCAGAUAUGCCCAGUCUCAAUUGCCCUAGCAGAAGACUAUGGGUAUCAUGGCAACGUCCCUCGCCUCCGGUACCUGCGCCUGGAUGGAAACGAAAUCCAACCUCCCAUCCCACUGGAUGUCAUGGUCUGCUUCAGAUUGCUCCAAGCUGUUGUCAUCUAAAGACCCUACAGCAUCACCCUUGCUGUCAAGGGUGCUAAGAUACAAGCUUUGCUGGGCUGAAGCUUGUCCUAACUCAUAAACCAAGAAGUAAAAGCUUUUUACUUUGACUCCUUUUUAUUCUCUUUGCUUCCACCUUUUCUGCAGCUGAAAAGAUCAUUCCUCUCUCAGAGAACGUUUUGGAUGGACAUGAAACUUGUGCUUAACACUUCACCUACAGAUUCCUAACACAAGUAUGGUGAAAUUCAUCUGUGUAAGGUCUCAGAUAUCCCACAGCAGGUUCUUGUCUGCUUUGUCUCUGUUGUCCAAUGCCUCCCCUGUUAACAGCAUCAUUUCAGGCAAAUUAUAUGCCCUUAUUUCCCUUCUUGUCCAAUGCCUCCCCUGUUAACAGGAUCAUUUCAGGCAAAUUAUAUGUCAUUAUUUUUGUUGCAUUGUAACUAACAUAAACGAUUUUGGGUGCACUUAUUAAAUAUAUAUGCUAGAAACAUGAUGAGUUGCAUGACUGUGGCAACCUGGGCCAGUGCCUCACCACCCUCUUCUUCCCAACAUCCAGUUUAAAUCUCCCCUCUGCCAGUUUAAACCUAUUGACAUGGUCUAGUGGGAGGUGUCCCUGGCCAUUGCAGGGGGACUGGAACUAGAUAAGCUUCAAGGUCCCUACCAACCCAAUCCAACCCAUUGUGUGAAUCUAUGAAUCUACAGGGAGAUAAACCCAAGAUCAACAGCUACUGUGCAUUUCCAGGCUAGGUAUUUCACACAAACCUCAAUGCUCAGUUAAUGGACUGCUGAAGAGCCAAUGAAGACAAUAAAAGCUUCCUCCCAUUCCAAACAUUUACUAACCUAGCCAAGGAAUUGCCCAGGAAUUGUAGCAGCUGGAGAUUUAAACAAAUCCAGCCCACUGAGAGCAGUAUUUAGCUGUGUCUGGUGACACAUGAGGCCACUGCAUUGCAGUGAAGCCCACCUUUUUAGCACACAGCACAUUCCCACGUUCCUAACACCCCAGUGGGGACUUUUUUCUUAGACUCAUAGAAUCAACCAGGCUGGAAGAGAGCUCCAAGCUCACCCAGCCCAAACUAGCACCCAGCCCUGCCCAACCAAC